This is a messenger RNA of Prunus armeniaca (apricot), 225 nucleotides long. The record is from the annotation of a GenBank genome assembly. NCBI's taxonomy places the organism in Eukaryota, Viridiplantae, Streptophyta, Magnoliopsida, Rosales, Rosaceae.
AUGGGACGUUUGGUUAAAUCCCAAGCAGGGAAUGCAUUCUUUGCCAUAGUUCCCGGACAGGUCCUCUUGGCUUCCCUUGAUGCUAUCAGAGUGGCGAGCGUUGGUCUUCUUCUUAAGAUUGAACUCCAGCUUUUUCUAUGUUUCGGUCUCUCUCUCUCACUGAUCUCUGCUAGGGACUGGAAUGGAUACGCAAGAUACAUCUCCUUCAGUGUUGCUAUUCUUUGA